Messenger RNA from Liolophura sinensis, 2026 nucleotides. Its product is annotated as F-box/WD repeat-containing protein 4-like. Gene Ontology annotation, cellular component: SCF ubiquitin ligase complex. Lineage: Eukaryota; Metazoa; Mollusca; Polyplacophora; Chitonida; Chitonidae. Gene Ontology annotation, molecular function: protein binding. The coding region runs from base 143 to 1375 and encodes 410 amino acids. Gene Ontology annotation, biological process: SCF-dependent proteasomal ubiquitin-dependent protein catabolic process. The transcript is spliced from 9 exons. The record is from RefSeq and is a predicted model, not a curated record.
CAUGGAGGGACAAAUUUCGUAACUUACAUUUCGUCUGUCGCAAUUUUUAGAAAAUCUACACAAAAGAUGAUAAGAGUAGCGGAAAGAAUCGAGUACUCAACACCGAAGAGGUUUCUUCUCCUAAAAGACUUUUGGUUCGAUCAUGGACAACUGUCUCAGUUGUCCGGCAGGAGCUGGAAAUACUCCCACCAGCCUUGCGGUGACAGAUUUGCCGGAUGACGUGUUAUUUAUAAUUUUGAAAUACCUCGAUAAACAGAGCCUUGGGCGUCUAAGUCGCGUGUGUAAAAUCUUCUAUUUUCUGAUCGGAGGUGACUGUGUGUGGUUACGUCAUUCUAGAAGAUCCACAAUUGUCCAGGCUAGGCAUUUGGAUAAUACAAGAGUAACAAAGCACUUGUCCUUGAAGGAGCAAUGUAGGACAUCUUACAAUUGGACUGAGGGCCAUUUUAGAGAUGUCAUUUUGGCCAGACACUCCAGCAGCCGUAUUUUUGUUUUUCACAGGCAGUUGCCCUGGGUGCAGCUUAAUGAGGACUGUUUAUGGAUGUCAACUCGGAAUGAGAUCAAAUGCUACAGUCGAAGAAAAGCAGGUUUCCGAGAAAACAAACGACGACGUCUGACAGGAGUUCUGGCUGACAUCAGUCGCUUCAGAAGUAAAGAUGGGGUUAUUGCUGCGAGUUGCAGGGAUGGAAGCGUGUGUGGAUGGCAUACAGACAACGGGGAACACUGGUUUUACUGUGACCGCCUUCAUACUGGUGAGGCACAGUGUGUGGAUUUCUAUGACAACACAAUUAUCUCAGGAUCAAGGGACAAAACUGUGAAAGUUGUGACAGUAAACUCACGGCAUGGUGACAAGGAAGGGGAGACAAUCAUCUGCGAUGACAGGGUCUGGUCUCUGUCCGUAUGUCCUGAUGGAAGCUCUUUUGCUGUGGGCACUUCAGGCUGUUGUGGAGAUUCAGCAUUAUCCUUGUUUGAUCUGAACAGCUGUAACAGAUUGCAGGACCUGCCUACUGGUCCUCGGCGGGGAGCAGGUGUGUUAGACAUACAGUUUGACUCACCACACACACUGCUAUCUUGUGGUUACGACACAUUUCUCAGGCUCUGGGAUACAAGAACUGGCACAUGUGUAUCUAGUUGGGAGGAGCCAUUUGAUUCUGCACUCUAUUGUGUGCAAUCAGACCAGUGUAACGUGAUGGUGACAGGGACUGCUCGGCAUGGGAUGUCAAGACUCUGGGACAAGAGGCAGACAGAACCGCUUCAGCAAUAUUACUGCGGCUUGAGGAGCAGUCCUGUGUAUUCCCUGGCUUUUGAUCAGACCAGUCUCUAUGUGGCGUUGGAUUUGAGUCUCCACUUAUUAGAUUUCUCAGUGUUUUCACAAUAAUAAAAAAUUCCUCAUCACCCAGAUCAUGUACAUGUAAUUUCUCAAUGUUGUAUGGCUAUUAACCUUUUGGUGUUGAAUCUGAAAAUUUAUAGUAGAAUUAAUAUCAGUAAGUGCCAUAAUGAGGGACAUUGUAAAUUUCUUUUGAAUUCAUCAUCAAGAACUGCUCCUAAAAUGGUUUUUGGUCUUAUUAGAUGCUAAGUACAGCUUAAUUAUACAAAACCGCAAAGAACAAAAAAAACAUGUCGGAAUACAAUUGACACAGAUCCAUGCUUCAUCACUCCCAACAACAAUUUAAUCACGUUCUGGUACAGAUGCACGAAAAAAAUCAUGUACUGAUUUAUUAACUCUAAAGGUUGGAUAGGAAUAGAUGCAGGUGUUAUUGUCAUUCUGUAGUUGUGUAAACGCUACAGUGUAAAUCGUGGACACCUGUUUAGGUGUGACAUUUGGUAGGUUUGCAUCGGUAACAAUAUUUUAUAUAUGGAAGAUGUGAUUUAUUUACUUAUUUAUUUGAUUUGUGUUUUAUGCCACAAGAAUAUUGCAGGUAUACAACGUCGGCAAGCAUUAUGUUAGGAGGAAACAUGGCAGAGCCCGAGGGAAAUCCAUGACCAUUUGCAGGUUUCUGGCAGACCUUCCCACAUAUGUCUGGGGACU